Messenger RNA from Entamoeba invadens IP1, 6615 nucleotides. RefSeq names its product protein serine/threonine kinase, putative. Bases 1 to 6615 code for a protein of 2204 amino acids. Lineage: Eukaryota; Evosea; Mastigamoebida; Endamoebidae. Gene Ontology annotation, molecular function: ATP binding; protein kinase activity. The record is from RefSeq and is a predicted model, not a curated record. The transcript has 11 exons. Gene Ontology annotation, biological process: protein phosphorylation.
AUGAAAGUGCAACACCUUCUUUUGAUUUUAGUGUCAGUGGGACUAACAACACAUUUUACAACAACAAGUACAACAAAAACUGCAAUAAUAACGACUGAAUGUGGAGGUUUGGGGUGUAAAAGUUGUUCCAUUGAGUAUGACUACGACACAUACCCACCAACAAAGUAUGAGUCUUGUGUUAUUUGUAAUAACGGGUUUUAUCAAGUUUCAGAUAGUAAAGGGGUACUCUCUUGCAAAUCAUGUGGAACUGGAUGUGGCACAUGUUCCAGUGCGAGUGCUUGUUCAGUGUGUUCGAGUGGCUACAUGCUCAACUUAGAAAAAACAUGUACUAAUUGUUCAGUGUAUGACACAAAUUGUAUCUCAUGUGACUCAUCAAGGUGCCUUGGUUGUAGCACAAGGUUAUCUCUCUUCAAUGGUGUAUGUACAAGUUGUUCUGGAAUAUUUAAUUCUUGUAAAAGUUGUACAAAAACGAGUUGUACAGAAUGUUUGAGCAGUUAUGUCCUUCGUGACGGUGUUUGUAUCCUCAAGACGGUAUUUGCUCCUGAUAAUUCAUGUGUUGAAUGGAACGCCACAGAUUGUACACAGACAGCUGAUGGAUACUCUGUUGAUGAAAAUGGAAAUAUAUUCAGUUGUUUGGAUAUUUGGUAUGGGUGUGGGUCCUGUACUAAGGAAAAGUGUUUGACAUGUAGAAACGAUUUAGAAAUGACAGCGUCUGGAUUAUGCCCAGACCAAGACUUUACUAAUGCAUCUCCAACACUUUUUUAUUGUUUAUCAUGCGUCAAAGAAUACAAUUGCACAGGGUGUUCAACAGGUAGUUGUUCUGCAAAUAGUUGUCUGAGUGGGUAUUUUCGUUCAUAUGCACAAACCCAAAACAAAUGUCUUGCAUGUGAAGAUGCAAUUGUCGGAUGUUCUGUGUGUAAAACUGGCACUCCAAUAACAUGUACAACAUGUAAACCCGGUUACUUCAAAAAUGGCACGAAUUGUGCUCAAUGUUUAAAUUGUGGAAACUUGGGGUGUGACACAACUGGGAAAUGUGUCGACUGUGAAGAUUACUACAUCAAAAAUUAUGAUGGAAAUUGUUUGCUUAAUUCAUUAAAUAAUUGUCAAACGUCUGCAUACUCCCGAUGCACCAAAUGUGUUUCAGGAUAUCAUCUGAUUGGUGGGUGGUGUUUCAAAGAAACUUCAAUGAAUUUAGGAACCGAUACAGGCAAAGGAGUAUAUGUUGAGGAACAGAGUUCAUGCACCGGUGACUUAAAACUUGAAAAUGUCUGUGUUUCAUGUCAACAAUAUGUUGACAAAUGCACUCAGUGUAUUUAUAACACAUCACUUCAAAUUGAUGUCUGUGUCGCUUGCGCACUUGGGUAUUACCCAAAUGGCGAAGAAUGUAUUCCAUGUUCAAAAGGUGGCUGUGCGACGUGUCAGAACUACAGUACAACUUUGGAACAAAAGUGUUACUCAUGUUUGAAUGGAUACUACUUAGAAAAUAACAAAUGUUUUGAGUUGGUCAAUUGUACAACUGCCGUGGGUGAAGUUUGUACACUAUGCAAAAGUGAGAACUUGUUAUAUGAAGGAAGGUGUGUACAUUUUAGUAUUAUGUCGGGGUGUGUUGCUGCAAGUAACAACAGCUGCACAAGUUGUUCGUCACGAUAUUAUUUGGACCAAACAACAAAAGAGUGUCAAGUGUGUUCGCUUACCAACUGCAACACGUGUAUGUCAGCAGAAAGUUGUUCAACAUGUGUGACUGGAUACACUUUGUCAGAAGGACAAUGCAAACUGUGUGAUAUCGGAGGGUGUGAACAGUGCUCAAAUACAACUUAUGCAUGUGAUGUUUGUGAUUCGAAUCACAUUUUGAGUAAUACUAAAUGUGAUCUCUGUGCAACACAAUAUUCAAAUUGUUUACAGUGUUCGUCAAGUAAAUGUACAAAUUGCAUUUUUGGGUUUUACCUUGAAAACGGCGAGUGUAAACCAUGCUCUUCAAUUGAAGGGUGCACCAUUUGUAACUCAAAUGAAAAAGUGUGUUCAGUUUGCAAUUCCACGGGAUACUAUCUUUCUGUGGGGACAUGCAAGGCAUGUGAUACUGUUACUUCUGAAUGCGUUGAAUGCCCAUCAGGUGUUUGUACCAAAUGUGAUGUUGGGUUUUACUUUAAUGGAAAUUCAUGUUCCGAGUGUGCGAAUAUUAAUGGAGGAUGUGCAACUUGUAAUCAAUCUAAAGCCGAGUGUUUAACAUGUAAAAGUGGCUACAAACAAGAAAGUCUUGUUGGGGGAGGAGUUUCAUGUAAAACUUGUCAAGAAAUUACACCCAACUGUGCUUCUUGUAACAAUAAUUUUGUAUGUAUUGAAUGUAAUUCCGAGGCAUACACUUUAAAAAGUGGGAAAUGUGUAUCAUGUGGUACCGCGUUUGCUAAUUGUAACACUUGUGACAAAACAAAGUACUCUUGUAAAACUUGUAAUUCAAAAAGUUAUUUUGUGAAUUCGACAACUGGAGCCUGUGAUCUGUGUUUGGAUACAACAUCAAAUACAUGUAAAACAUGCGACUCCCCAACUGUGUGUUUGUCGUGUUCUGAUGGGUAUUACUUGUCUUCGUCUUCCUGUAAUAAGUGCAAUACCCUCACAAAUUGUCAAAAUUGUACCACAAAUGGGAAGUGCACAAAUUGUACAAUAGGGUAUCCGAAUAAUGGUGUAUGCAGUGCGUGUACCACUAUUAGUUCAGCUUGUUUAACGUGUUCAACAAUAGAAGCAAAGUGUUUGACGUGUUUAUCUGGUUACUAUCUUAAAGGAAGCACAUGUGAUGUGUGCAACAAUGUUGUAACGAAUUGUGCUGUGUGUCCGAAUGCAAAAUGUACACAAUGUAAAGAAGGGUACUCUCUCACUGAAAAUAAGUGUGUUUUGUGUUCGGAUAUCAGUGGGUGUGUGAUGUGCUCCACGACUGAAUCUGGUUGCAAAAUGUGUGAAAAUAACAUUGAAGCAGUUGGUGGCAAGUGUACAACAUGUAAAGACGUUAAUUGUGACAGUUGUCCUACUUCAAUAGAUGUUUGUGAGAAAUGUCUCUACAAGUAUUAUUUGUCCAAUGGUGGAUGUUUGGACUGUUCGACACAAAUUGGUUGUUCUGAGUGUAGUCAAAUUGAUGAUUCGUGUGCUGAUUGUGAUGAAGGAUACUUUAAAAAUGGAAAUUGGUGUUCUAAAUGUGGAGACAAUUGCAAAGAAUGUUCAUCGAACGCUAUUUGUAUUGAAUGUAAUGACACUUACGUUCUAAAAAUGGAUAACAGCUGUGGUGAUUGUGCGACGUCUAUUCCGGGAUGUGAAAGUUGCUCAACAACUGGAUUCACAUGCACGAGCUGUGGAAAUGGUUACUUUUUGAAAGAUGGAACGUGCAGCUUAUGCUCUGGUGAGUCUUCGAUAUGUGAGAAGUGUGGUUACACAACUCAGUUUGUCUGUGAAAAGUGUAUUGGAAAUUACGUUGUAAACAAUGGGAAUUGUGUUUCGUGUGGAUAUGGGUUUUUCUCAAACAAUGGAAUAUGUGAGCAGUGCAGUAAUUUGAUGGCUGGUUGUUCACAGUGUCAUCAAAAUGCAGAACUUGGAGGAGAUGGUUUUGUGUGUGAUUAUUGUAGUGAAGGAAAUGGAUUUGAUGAUCAAGGAAAUUGCAAAUUGUGUUUAACAGUUGUUAACAAUACGGGGAGAUGUGUUGAAUGUGGCAGUUCGUGUGAAUUAUGUGUUAACAGCACUUAUUGUGUUAAAUGUAAAAUAGGGUUAGUAUUAAGGAGUGGUGUAUGCAGUGAAUACAUUAAUUCCGAGUUUUGUGUCAAAGCCGAAAUAACGUCAAGUAUUGGAUGUGAGUCAUGCAAAUACUCCAUCUCACCAAGUGGGAUAUGUGUUGCUUUGGAAACAAAUAACACGUGUGCUUUCUAUACUGAACCAGAGAAGAAUGUAAUAACAUGUAAUUUAUAUUAUCCAACAACAAAAAAGUUUGGAAAAGGUGCUUUAUUCUGUGCUUUUGAGUCGAAAGGAGGGUGUUUUAAAUGUAAAGCUACGUCGACUUUAUUAAAUGUGAAUCCACCAACUUGUACAUCUUGUUUAACUGAUGGAUGUAACCAAUGUAAAAACACCUCAAUUUGUAUGAGUUGCAUUUCUGGGUAUUAUUUUGAAGAUGACACGUGUUCUAAAGAUGAGUUGUGUGUGAGUGGUAAAGGUAAUUGGUGUUCUGAAUGUACGAUUGGAUAUGGACUUAAGACUGGAGUAUGUUAUAACUGUGGGGAAGGUUGUUCUCUUUGUGACGAUACAUCAUGUUUUGAGUGCAAAGAUGGAUACAUUUUUAAUAGUAGAAUAUGUGUUGCAAACAAUGUUGCUAACUGUUUAUUUUUUUCCAACUCGACUUGCAUUCUAUGUAAUGAAAAUUAUGUAAAAACGUCGAAUGGAAAUUGCGAACGACUUACAACUGAAAAUUGCAAAUUUGAGAGUGUAGAUAACAACAAUAAUGUCAAAUGUAAAGUGUGUGAUAAUAACACAAUACUGAGCCAAGACAGUUAUGGUAAAUAUAUUUGUGGUACGGAAAAGAUGGCAAGGUGUGACAUUGCCAAUGAGUUCGGGUGUGAACGGUGUAUUGAAGGGUAUUAUUUAACAGGAGGGGAGUGCAAAGUGUGUGACUCGAAUUGUAAAACAUGUGCGAGUGAAUCAACACGAUGUGUUACAUGUAACUUUGGGUAUUCAUAUGACAAGAACACAUUUACAUGUAAAGCAAUUGGUGCUUUAUCUGAACGAUGCGAUACAUUCCUCCCAACUUCUACGGGCUGUGUAUUUUGUAAAGAUGGGCAUUUCUUGUCCCAACAAGAUUGUAUCAAGUGUGACAUAUCAUGUCUUACAUGUAUCAAUGAAGCAACAAAAUGUUUAGAAUGCAACAUGACGGCUGGAUACUUCUAUGACACCAAACAAGGUAUCUGCGUUCAUGAGUCGAAAAUAACCAAUUGUCUUAAUAUCACAUCAAAUGGGUGCAUAUUAUGUGAGGAUGGAUUUUACAUUGACUCUCAAUACUGUUCCAAAUGUGACGAAGUAUGUACAACAUGUAGUUCAAAAUCCGGUUCCCAACAAUCUGAUUGUACUUCAUGCAACAAUUCAUUCAUUUUGCUCCCGACAUCUUCUUUAAUUAGUACCUGUGUUCCGUUUAACGAAGUAGAACACUGCUUGGCUGAAGAAAACAACAAGUGCAGUUUGUGUGAAAAUGGUUAUGAAGUGUCAAGUUCAGGUACCGAAUGUGUUUCGCAUAAAAAUUACUUUAUGAUAAUAGGCGUACCUGUUAUAGUCGUCGUCCUUGUUAUUCUUAUUAUCUUAACAGUCGCCUGCAUAGUAAUUUUUAAAAUUUCAAAUAAAUUAAGAAAAAGAAAGAAACAAAGUAAUGUGUGUGAAUUUGAAAUCAAACGUUCAAACAUCAAUUUUGAAGUUCUAAAUAAAGAAUGUGGACUGCUAACAAACAAAAAGACGAUUGUCUUUGAAGGAAAUGACGAUCAAAAAGAAUCUAUUCCAGUGGGAACUCAGACCAAAGAUAUUUUUUGUAUUGGUAACUCAAAUACCCACACCCUUAAAAUACAGAUAUCAAUUAAAAAUUCUGAAAAGUUUUCACUUCAAGUGACACCUUCAUUAAUCACCUUAAAGAAAGGCAGAGCGUGUGAAUUCGAAAUCUUUAUAACUCCAAACUUUACGUGUAAAAUUGAUGAUCAAUUUGUUGUGACUUGUCUAGAUCCUCGAAAAGGUGUUGAGUAUAGUAGUACGAUACGAUUAAAAGUUGAGACUGAGAUUACCACACACCUUGAUCCCGACGAGUUAGAUACAGAAAAGAAGUUAGGUGAAGGCUCCUUUGGAAUUGUGUAUUUAGGUACUUUUAGAGGAAACAAAGUAGCGAUCAAAAAGAUGAAAAGUGUCACCACUACUACCGAUAUAUUUGAAGAGUUUACAAACGAAAUAGAGAUGAUGGACAAAUUCCGCAGUGAGUAUAUCGUCCACUUUUAUGGUGCUGUUUUAGUUCCAAAUCGAAUAAGUAUGGUCACCGAGUAUGCACCAUAUAGUUCUUUAUAUGAUUUAAUAAAAACCAAAGCAGACGACACAAUAACACUUCACUUAAGACUUAAAAUGAUGUUAGACGCUUCAAAAGGCAUUCUAUAUUUGCACUCCAAUGGGAUCUUACACAGAGACAUCAAACCUGAUAACAUUUUGAUUUUUUCUAUGGAUCUAACGCAUGGAAUAAAUGCCAAACUCACUGAUUUCGGGUCAUCAAGAAACAUCAACAUGUUAAUGACUAACAUGACAUUCACAAAAGGCAUUGGAACACCAACUUACAUGGCGCCUGAAGUUCUAGAUCAAAAGAAGUACAAAACAGCUGCAGAUAUAUACUCUUUGGCAAUAACAAUGUACGAGUGUUUCGGGUGGUGUAAAGCGUACAAUACACCCAAAUUCAAAUUCCCAUGGAAAAUCGCCGAAUUUGUGAUCUCUGGAAACCGGUUAGAAAAAGCAGUUAAUAUGAAUCAAACGUGUUUCGAUCUGAUUCAAAAGACUUGGAGACAAGUCCCUGAAUCACGUAUUGAUAUCAACAACAUUAUUGAAUCCCUCCAAAACUUGAUGGAUUGCUAA